Messenger RNA from Eimeria acervulina, 2487 nucleotides. Its product is annotated as CAP-Gly domain-containing protein, putative. The record is from RefSeq and is a predicted model, not a curated record. The transcript is spliced from 9 exons. Bases 1 to 2487 code for a protein of 828 amino acids. Lineage: Eukaryota; Apicomplexa; Conoidasida; Eucoccidiorida; Eimeriidae.
AUGCAGCAAUUAAACCACCUAGACAGCUGCUGCAGCCACAGCAAAACAGACAGCAGCAGCAGCAGCAGCAGCAGCAGAAGCAGCAGCAACACCACCAGCAGCAGCACCAGCAGCAGCAGCACCAGCAGCAGCAACAACAGCAGCAGCACCGCCACCAACACCACCCCCCCCAGCAGCAGCAGCAACAGCAGCAGCAACAGCACCAGCAGCAACAGCACCAGCAGCAGCAGCAGCAGCAGCAGCAACAGGUUAGCUUGCGGCUGCCUUAUCUCCUCUUGCGUGUCUUCUCUUUCGCGCUCUCACCCUCUCUUUUCUGUAGGAGACAGAAUCAGAACAACAGACGGCAGCGCGGGAGUAAUUAAAUACAUCGGCCUCUUACAACAAACACAACAAACAAACAAACACUUAAUAACCACCUCAGCAGGGCCCCCAGAGGGGCCCCCAGAAGAAGAGGAAGAUGGGGGGCCCCCAAGUGUUUCUUCUAAAGAAGAAAUUAACAGGGGCCCCCUGGGGGGCCCCCAAGAGAAUAGGGGGCCCUUGGGGGCCCCCCAAGGGGAUAGGGGCCCCCUGGGGGCCCCUCAAGAGAAUAGGGGGCCCCUGGGGGCCCCCCUUGGGGCCCCCCUUGGGGGCCCCCUGGGGGCCCCUGUUGAUGAAGAGGGCCGCGUAUGGGUUGGGGUCGUUUGGGAUGAUUCGAAUAGAGGCAAACAUAAUGGAGAAGUGGAUGGGGUGCGAUAUUUUUGCUGCUGCUCAAGCAGCAGCAGCAGCAGCAGCAGCAGCAACAGCAGCAGCAGCAGCAACAGCAGCAGCAGUGGUGGGGCAUCGUUUGUGCGUGUGCAUAAGCUAGAGAAGCCUCUGUCCUUUCGGGAGGCGUUGCUGCUUCGAUAUACUACAAAACUCACUGCCGAGGAAGUGCUUGCAAUGCGGGUAGCUGACUCGAAGACAGCACGAGAAAAACAAAUGGAGUUCAGGGGCUGGAAAGAGGCGCAGCAGCACUUUGAAAAGAUAGGGGAGUUGGAGGCCAUUACUUUGACGCAUUUCCCGGUGAAAUUCGCAGACACCCAAAACCUCUCUCUACCCAAGCUGCUGACUCUGUCUUUAGGGGGGACUCUGCUGCAGCAUUGGAGAGAAGUCUGCUUCAUAAUGAAUUGCUGCCCCAACCUUAAGACCCUCUGCCUUGCUAACACGCGCCUGGAGCCCUUCGAGCUGCUGCUGCAGCAGCAGCAGGCUGCUGCUGCUGCAGCUGCUGCCACAGCAGCAGCAGCAGCAACAGCAACAGCAGAAAGCGCAUGCAGCAGCGAAUGCCGCAUCGCAGCAACCGUCAGAGGCUUCUGGGGUGCUAGUGAUUUGAAAAGGAACCCAGACGCUGCUGCUGCUGCUGCUGCUGCACCUGCUGCUGCUGCUGCUGCUGCUGCUGCUGGCGCGGGCGUCUGCUGCUCUCUGGAGAGUCUUUCGCUGGACAGCACUUUCGUCUCAUGGGCUGAUAUGCUGCUCAUGCUGCAGCAGCAGCAGCAACGACAGCAGCAGCAGCAGCAACAGCAGCAGCAACAACCACAACAGCGGCAGCAAGAACAGCAAGAGCAGCAACAGCAGCAGCAGCAGCAGCAGCAGCAACAGCAGCAGCAGCAGCAGCAACAGCAGCAGCAGCAGCAGCAGUUUAGUUUGUUGGGGUAUUAUGAAAUGCUGACUGGGGCCUCUCGCGAGGCUUUGGGCAGACUCGUGGAUCUCUCUCUUGACGGAAACGAUAUCUAUGAUCAAUGGAGUUGGGGGGGGUUGUCUGUUCUCUUCCCUUCGCUAAAACGCCUCGUCUCUCCUCUUCAGCAGCAGCAGCAGCAACAGCAGCAGCAGCAGCAGCAGCAGCAGCAGCAGCAGGGUGGAGAUGAGAGCAGCUGCCUGCUGCCGCCGAUCCCUGUGAACGCGAGGCGGUCUUUGCUUGUGGCUUUAUUUGCUGAUCUCGUGUCGGUGAACAGCAGCAGUGUGGGGCGAGAAGAAAGAAGCGCAGCAGAAAGAUAUAACAUUGCAAUUCAAAGCAAAGGUCUGCUGCAGCCGCUCGACAGCUUCUUCGCUCUCCUAACAGACAAGGUAUCAACACCUGCAGCAGCAGCAGCAGCAGCAGCAGCAAAUCUAGACAGCAGCAGCAGCAGCAGCAGCAAAUGUAGACGGCAGCAGCAGCAGCAGCAGCAGCAGCUGUUUGUGCUGCUGGCAGCAGGAGGGGGUGAAGCAGCAAGCGGGGCGCUGCGCUGCAGCUUAUUAAAAGUGCUGCUGCAGCCUGCAGCAUCAGCAGCAAAAACAGCCACACCCGUCUCCAAGGCCCUCCCGCGAACCCUCACCAUCGGGUGGCAGCUGCAUAUACACCUGAUUGCGCAGGCUGUUGCUGCUGCUUCUAUUGCUCCUACUGCUGCUCUUCUUACUCGUGCCGCUACUGCUACUGCUGCUGCUGCUGCUGCUGCUGCUGCUGCUGCUGCUGCUGCAGGACUCUCCGGUGUCUGA